Nylanderia fulva is the source of this 1873-nucleotide messenger RNA. RefSeq lists its product as uncharacterized. NCBI's taxonomy places the organism in Eukaryota, Metazoa, Arthropoda, Insecta, Hymenoptera, Formicidae. The record is from RefSeq and is a predicted model, not a curated record.
CGCCGCGCCGCGCGCACGCAAGACGGAGGGAGAGAGAGAGAGAGAGAAGCGGCGAGGCGCGUCGGAGAGCUUUGUACUUUCCGCCCCGUCUCAUCGGGAAUUCCUGCCGGAAUCGCACGCCGCCGCCAUGGUCGAUCCUUUAUCCGCUCCUUUAUACGUAUAUUGUAUUAUGUACAUAUGUACGUACACCGAGCGUACGGCGCGAAGUGCGCUGCGCAUACGAGCAGCGCGAAUGUAGCCGCGAUAAGCGGGGACGCAGUCGCCGAGACUCGCGGACGAAUAUGGAGUUGGUGCAUGAGAAAUUGCGUCGAUGAUAGUAUCCUGUCACCGACCGUCAUCAUAUCGGAUCGCAACGCAGAGGAGUUAGGUUUCUCCGUAUGGCAUCGAUUUGACGUACCUCCGUUAUAAUCCUCGAAUUAGAAAUGUGAACGGAGGAGCAGAGGAGAGACAAAUAUAGAGGAUGUCCUAGAUUCAUCGCUCCUUCAUGUUCUAUUCACGAUUGGUUCUGCGUGCGGCUCCCAUAUUAGGUGCAAUAAAUCAGCGCCUGCUUUCUUCGAGUGUGGUUUUUACGAGCCGCCUUACGUAACCGGUGCGUGGAUCGCAUCUCGAUACUAUCGAUCCUUUCCAAGUGCAAGUCGUCGUACGUGAUUGCAACCACGCGCCAGGCCGUUAUUACGCGAUCUUGUGCAACUGCGGAGCCAGACGUCGAGAUGGACGUUCCAGCUAACGUUCGCAACGAGAGCAACGAGAGCGGCGAACACGUUUUCGCAAUCGAUAUCGUCCCCGGGAUGAAAGGACGAGGACAACGUAAAAGGAUCCUUCUCUCAUCAGGGAAACGAGUCGCCGAGGAAGAGAGCCGACUGCGAAAGCGGAGAAAGAGAGGUGCAUCCACGUUCGUGAACUCGUGCCGUGGUGGAUGGGGAAGAAAGGGACCCAGCAAACACAGUGGAGCCGCAAGACAGUUUCGGCGUAUCACUCGAGCAUGCAUCGGCGGACGUGGUGAUAUCGUGCCACCAUCUUAUGCGAAAAGGAAAAAGAAGCGAGACUCGAACGCCCGGCACCUGCGCGCACGCUCGUCUUCCCUCCCGGCAGCUCGAAUAUUUCCGGCUCACCUUGCAACCGAGAACGCGUCGCUCCAACGAACGGUGCAUCGCGCAGCUGGCGACCUCGGAAACAGAUUUUUUUUUGUCACUGAUGCGUCUCCCGACAAUCAGUGUGGCGCAUUAUCGCGUCACGAUCGAUCCACCUGGCCGUGCUCGAUUUCCACGUGGCCGAAGAACAACGGCACCGAAGCUUCUCCGGAGCUAUCUAAUGCUAGAUUGUCGAUUUCGUGGCUACCGAAGCAUCUAAUAUUCUAUAACUGAAAAGUGUACGUUUCCGUAAAAAAUAUCACUUUAUUCAUCGAAACUUCAUCGAAAGAUUACUAUGAAACAAAAUGACGAUUAGCGCUCAACGUAAAUGCUACAUCGAACAGUAUUCGCAGAAAUACUGUUGUCGAGAAUUUAACGAGCUUUAACAUCGACGCGUUAUAUCGUAUGCAAUAGUAGUAGUACAUUAUAAACAUUUCGUUCUCUAUUGUGUUGCUUAAUUCUUAAUCAAUUAUUUCAUUCUGUACAUUAACAUUCCACGAAAGAAGAGCGGCAUCUCAUAUUUGUCGUAUGUAAACGAUCUGUACACUUAAACAUUAGAUUCAGAGCGUAAGACAAUAUAACAAUUAUUUUCAUACUCAUUUAUCGAUAAAUGACUAUCAUUAUCAUCGUUCGCGAAUGUAUUGCAGUAACACACAGUAAGGUGAUGUCUCUUACUUGUAUCUUGCCUGCUAUUAUAUGUGUAUUAUACAAUCUUUAAAAUAUACUUAAAAUACAUAUUUUUA